This is a messenger RNA of Spodoptera litura, 1330 nucleotides long. RefSeq names its product Niemann-Pick type C-2a. Gene Ontology annotation, molecular function: sterol binding. NCBI's taxonomy places the organism in Eukaryota, Metazoa, Arthropoda, Insecta, Lepidoptera, Noctuidae. Gene Ontology annotation, biological process: intracellular cholesterol transport. The record is from RefSeq and is a predicted model, not a curated record.
CACAACAGCUCAUCCGUUCAGUCCGGUCAGUCUGUUGCGGUCGUGCGAGUCGAACACACGUUAGCGCGCGAUUUUAUCACAAAUAAAUUAAUUAAAAAUGUUGUUCUUCGUACUAUUAACAGUGUUUGCUGCCAGUGCUAACGCCAAGUUCGUCAGGGACUGUGGUUCAGCACAGGCGUCGGUACAGGACGUGCAGGUGACCGGCUGCUCGGAAGCCGCCAAAGAAUGCAUACUCAAGAGGAACACCAACGCCACCUUCAGUAUAGAGUUCACACCAAUGGCUAGUGUAAAAGAGGUUCAGGCAAUAGUUCACGGAGUGAUCAUGAACCUCCCAGUACCGUUCCCUCUACCCCAACCUGACGCGUGCAAGGACAACGGACUCACCUGCCCUCUACCGGCUGGUAAACCAGUGAAAUACCAGACUACGAUGCCUAUCCUCAAGUCAUACCCCAAGGUCAAGGUCGAUGUGAAAUGGGAGCUUAAAGACGAAAACAGUGAAGAUCUCGUAUGCGUCAUGAUUGCUGCAAGGUUACAAUAAUGAACAAACCAAAUAAAUAGCUGCAUCCCGAUUCCAGAAAAAGAAACAAAAUGCGCCUUAGAAUCUGUAUUUUUGUGUCAAAUCUAAUGCAACUAUCUCAGCUGAGCUGAUCGAUUUUGUGAUUUGACCAAUUACAGAAAAAAAGAAAAUGUAAGAUAUCUGUCAAAAUUAAAAUAAAAUGGCGGAAAAUUAUUAUUUGUCACAGCUGCUGAUACAAGUGUCGUUGAAGGAAUCGAGUAUGUGCGUAAAUACUUAAUUUCAAUUUACCUAUUUAUGCAUUCCACAAAAAAAAAUAUAAAUUUUAUUAAUUUUCGAAUAAGCUAAUCUAUUAUCAAAUUAUUCGAAUUUGAUCAAGCCUAUUUUAUUACAUCAAUUAAAUAUUAUUUGCUAAAUAGAUUAUCUACCAACUGUAUUUACUUAUGUAUAGCUCCAAUGAAUAUUUAAGUACCUUUUUUUCUACUAUAUGAAAGUGAGGCUAAUUGCUAAAGGCUGCGUUGAUUGACAAAUAUUUUUAUUUAGGUAAGUUUAAGUAGUAUAAAAUUUCGCUCUCUUCAAAAAUUUCAAUGAACGUUUUACAAAAUAUCAAAUAUAUAUAAAAUUAUGUGACAAGUGUUUAACUACGAGGAUAUUGUUGCUUCGUCACAAGCAGAGGCUUGUAGAAAACUGGUAAAAAGCUCGAGUUCUGUUCUGUCUACUGAAUGUAAGAAACUACCUUAAUUUAUAAUGAAAAUGUUUUACAUUAAACAUAGGUUUAGGAUUGUGGUUUUGUACAUUAUAAUAAUUAUUAAUUAG